Chrysoperla carnea is the source of this 2492-nucleotide messenger RNA. RefSeq names its product monocarboxylate transporter 14-like. Gene Ontology annotation, biological process: monocarboxylic acid transport; transmembrane transport. NCBI's taxonomy places the organism in Eukaryota, Metazoa, Arthropoda, Insecta, Neuroptera, Chrysopidae. Gene Ontology annotation, molecular function: monocarboxylic acid transmembrane transporter activity. The record is from RefSeq and is a predicted model, not a curated record. The transcript is spliced from 5 exons. Bases 37 to 2097 code for a protein of 686 amino acids.
UAAUAUCUAUAUUUUUUAUACAUUAAUAUAUUCAAAAUGACACCUCCGAAACAUUUUGGAAAUCCAAAUGAAUUACUUCUGGCAAAUGAAGGAACAAAACCACAGAUCAAGAAGUUUAAUGAGCCCAGAAUGGAAAAAUCUGAGGAUAUAUUUGAAGAAGAAUUAAGUAGUACGAGUGGCGAAGAGGCAGCAACAGUUGUGGUACCUCCAGACGGUGGUUGGGGAUGGGUAGUUGUAUUGGCAUCUUUUGGAUGUAACAUGAUUGUGGAUGGUAUUAUAUUUUCAUUUGGAAUGUUUCUUGUGGAUAUUUGCCAAACAUUUAAUGCAACCAAACCGGAAGUGGCAUUAGUUGGAUCUUUAUUAUCUGGUUUUUAUUUAAUGUCCGGACCAUUUGUUAGUGCUUUGGCGAAUACAUAUGGAUUUCGACUAGUCACAAUAUUAGGAAGUAUUAUUGGAUCGGCAGCAUUUGUAUUGUCAUCGUUUUCAACUAGUAUUGAAUAUUUAUUCUUCUCAUAUGGUGUCCUAGGAGGAAUUGGAUUUGGAUUAAUUUAUGUUCCUGCCGUUAUAACAGUUGGAUUCUAUUUUGAAAAAUGGCGUGCGUUAGCUACUGGAAUCGCUGUUUGUGGAUCAGGUAUUGGAACAUUUGUUUUCGCACCAGUAUCGUCUACAUUAAUCGAAAAAUUCGGUUGGCGUAACGCAUUAUUAAUCCAAGCUGUAUUAGUAUUAACCUGUGGUAUUUUCGGUGCAUUAUUCCGACCAAUAAAACCAACAAAAGUUACCCCAAAUGAUGUACAAUCGAACAGUGAAAGUGAUGAAGUUACCAAAGUGGAAAAAUCAGAAAAUAAUAAUAAACAAUACGCAAUAUUUAAUCGUAUUAAAUUCGAUCCCGAAUUAAAUGGAAGUAUGACUAGUUUUAGUUCAAUGACCUCGUUAAAUUCGAAAACAGUUCCUGUGAAAACUAACUACAAUUAUCCAACAGUUAAAGAAGUUUUAGGACGCAGUAUGCAUUGUUUAAAUACAAACAAAACUCAAACUUCUAAUAUUUUACAACAUCCGGCUGUGACAAUGCUCAGCAAAUCAGAGAAACGUUUAAGUGCUCCAAUUAUGGUAGAAAAUAUGAAAUUAGUUGCUGAAACAAUCACGAAAAAAGAAGAUGGAGUUUGGGAACCAUUAAUCGAUAGUGAAAAUAAUAAAAAAAUGGAACGAAGACACACAAUGGGAGAAAAAUAUUCAUUACCGAAAGUUUAUUCCCCGACAACUUUACCAAAAAAUGAUGACGUACAACGACCAUUCUAUCGUGAUGAUAUUUUCUUUGGAGCAAGUUUACAAAGGUUACCUCAAUAUACGUCACAAGCAUCCUUGGGAUAUCAUUUAUCUGUAACACGUGUUCCUACAACAAAAAUUGAAGAAGAAGGAAAAAUGACAGCAACAAAAUCCUGGAGAUGUUGUCCAGAAUCCUUGCAUCGUAUUUUAACCACUAUGUUAGAUUUAUCACUCUUAAAAUCACCAUCGUUUGCACUUUUAGCAUUCAGUGGUUUCUUUACCAUGAUGGGUUUUUAUGUUCCAUUCAUGUAUCUUACACAACGUGCUUCGCUAAAUGGUAUGGAAUAUGGUUCUGCUAUGUGGCUGGUUUCAGUGAUUGGUAUUGCUAAUACAGUUGGACGGGUUGUAUGCGGUGUUGUUACGUCAUUUCCUGGUUGUAAUGCGUUAGUUAUUAAUAAUAUUGCGAUAACUAUUGCUGGAAUAUCGACUUUAUUUAGUGGUUUGUCCAAUUCUGAUGAAUAUCAAUUCUUCUACGCUACUAUUUUUGGAUUAUCGAUAUCCUGUUUUGCAUCAUUACGAUCAAUCUUAGUCGUGGAUUUAUUAGGAUUGGAACGUUUAACCAAUGCAUUUGGACUCUUAUUACUAUUUCAAGGUGUUGCAGCCACAAUUGGAGCACCCAUUGCUGGUGCUUUCAUGGAUAUUACUGGCAGCUAUGAUUAUUCAUUUUAUUUAUCUGGUUCAUUAAUCACCCUAUCAGCGAUUAUGUGUUAUCCAAUUAAUUGGAUUAAUAAUUGGGAAAAACGAAGGACAGAAAAUAAUGUGUCAGUUAUAUAGAAAAAUAAUUUUUUAGCUAAAAAAAAUUGUAAAUACAGCUAUAACCAAAAUUAAUUCGAAUGGGAAGAAACCACCGAAUAAAUUAUAAAAAAAGAUAGAGUCCAAUUGAAAAUUAAACUUUCAUAUUGGUUCGGGAGAAAAGUCGUAAGGUUGUGUGCCGUAAUCGGCACCGGAGGAUAUAACGAAUACUUUUAUAAAGUUCCUAAUUUUUUUUUUGUACAUAAAAUUUGUAAAUUUACGUUGCUAAAAAAAAUAUGUACAGUUUUUUUAAGAUAUUUGACGAAUGUUGGCCAUAAGUUCUUUUUAGGAAUUUUUACGGAUAUCUUAGAGAGGAAAAAAAUUGUUUUAUUACGAAUGUAAGAUUGUUGAAGACUGAUAUAUUAUAUAUAAUUUUU